This is a messenger RNA of Cyclocybe aegerita, 717 nucleotides long. The record is from the annotation of a GenBank genome assembly. Lineage: Eukaryota; Fungi; Basidiomycota; Agaricomycetes; Agaricales; Hemipholiotaceae.
AUGCCUGCAGUAAAUCUUAUCACUGCUAUCCCGAACUUCGUCUCCCCCGAAGAGCAUGCGAACAUAAUCGCGUCGACGCCAAACUCGUUUUCAGACAUCCCACCUAUUCUGAAGCACAAGGAGGAAAACGUCGCGGUCGCUCUUGAUCCACCACUCGAGAAAUUUUCAGGACAAGCGCCCACAAUAGGCACGCUUUAUGUCUUGACGAGUGUUCUCGCGUUUAUGCCCGCAUCUGGGCCUGGCUUCCAGAUCGAGUACCCUACAAUCACUCUACACGCAGUCUCGCGCGGUGAAACUGGCCCAUCACUGUACUGCCAACUGGACGAGAGCAUAGGAGCACCAAAUGGAGGAGCACCCGUAGAUGAGAACGAAGACACGGAGAUGCGCGAGUUGACGAUCGUCCCACAAAAUCCAGAGUCGUUGGACGCUAUUUUUGAGGCGCUAUCCCAGUGUGCAGCCCUCCACCCAGAUCCACACGAUGACGACGACGACGACGGUCUCAACGACGCGUUUGUCGAUCUCAACGGGUCCCCAUUCGAAACGUUCAACGGAGACGAGAACCAGGAGCUCAGUGAAGUCGGGAGGGCCGCCCUCGAGUAUAUGGAGUCGAUUAUUGACGAUCCGCAUAACCUUCGGCCCGACCUGAAGGAGGGAGGCGAUGAAGAAGAGCGGGUAGCCGAUGCGGAAACGGAAGAAAAGGCGGAGAAGGCAACGUAG